AUGACUGCUUAUCAAUCUUUAGCGCAGCCUGCGCUUCCGUCUGUCCUGUCCAUGGAAGUAGACGAUGAAGAUUCUUUUGAAAGUGAAUAUCGAGUACGAAUUGGCAAUCAAGUCAAAUAUAUCAUCAUAUCUCCAAAAACAUUCGACAGAGAUACGCUUUCAUUCCCUCUACAGUCCCUGCCAAGUCUUCCUAGGGAGGACGAAUGGACAGUGGCCCAUAUUUCACGAGACGAAACCAGCGGUGACUUGAGAACUUCCAUCUCAAACCGAGCACUUGCCAGCGUCAACUGUCGAUGGCAUCACACCUUAGUCGAUUGCCUGGAGCUAGAGAGAACGAAAGCUCUCACGGCAUCGGCGUUCGAGGCAGUCUCGCAUUCGGCCCUUCCAAGCAUCUCCCAAGCACCAGCGACGGUUAUCGCUAAGAUAGCUCGGUUUGAGUGGGAAAUUCCUCGCAUCGAGCGGGAAACACGAGCAUAUCAGCUACUUGAGCGUUCCGGGCUGGUACCGCGCUUUCUCGGCCAUAUUCAUGAGAACGGACGCAUCAUGGGAUUUCUAUUGGAGAAGAUAGAGGGACGCCAUGCUUUGAUUGAGGAUCUGGAUAUCUGCGAAAGAGCUUUGGGAAAACUUCACGACUUAGGGCUUUUACAUGGGGAUACGAACCGUUAUAACUUUCUGGUGACGGAAGAAGGGGUAAAGCUACUCGACUUUGAAUGUUUGCAGGAAAAUGCCAGUCGGGAGGCUAUACGGAAGGAGUCAGAGAGUCUACGUCUUGAAUUGACUGAGGAGUCCGGGCGCGGUGGAGGUUUCAUACUCCAGGGCGAUGGCACUUGA
This is a messenger RNA of Penicillium brevicompactum, 831 nucleotides long. RefSeq lists its product as uncharacterized. The record is from RefSeq and is a predicted model, not a curated record. Bases 1 to 831 code for a protein of 276 amino acids. NCBI's taxonomy places the organism in Eukaryota, Fungi, Ascomycota, Eurotiomycetes, Eurotiales, Aspergillaceae. The transcript has a single exon.